Penicillium soppii is the source of this 786-nucleotide messenger RNA. RefSeq lists its product as uncharacterized. Bases 1 to 786 code for a protein of 261 amino acids. Lineage: Eukaryota; Fungi; Ascomycota; Eurotiomycetes; Eurotiales; Aspergillaceae. The transcript has a single exon. The record is from RefSeq and is a predicted model, not a curated record.
AUGACAUCUCCCACUCAAGAGCUUCCCGUUGUUGAAUCGAUUGGCCUUGAGCUCCCACCCUCAAAGCUAGCUCCAAAAGCCUUCGCAUACGCAAAAGAACAUUGUACCGAGGCGGUCUACAACCAUGCUAUUCGUUCCGCAUAUUGGGCAAUUCUAAUCGCUAAAAAGUUGCCCGAAUUCAAAGACAACCCCGAUCUCAACUUGGAGGCAGUAGUCAUCGGUUGUAUCCUUCACGACAUGGGCUGGGCCAAAACACCAGACCUAUUGUCAACCGACAAGCGUUUCGAGGUUGACAGCGCGAAUAUCGCACGAGAGUUUAUUAAGUCCGAAAAGAGUUCCGAGGACGCAACAGAAUCCAUCGACGAAGCCACCACCCAGCGGAUUUGGGAUUCUAUCGCUUUGCAUACCACAGGCUCCAUUGCCAGACAUGCCGCUCCCGAGGUUGCUCUUACACAUCUUGGUGUGGUGGCCGAUUUCAUGGGACCUAGCCUUCGCGGCCCAUGCGAUGAGGAGUUGAUUACGCCGGAAGAAUAUGGUACAAUUAUGCGAGUCUUUCCGCGCGCUGGGUUCAAUGCAGAUGGCUUCAAGAACAUCAUGUGUUGGUUAUGCCGGACAAAGCCGGAAACUACUUAUAAUAACUGGGUCGGUGCAUUUGGGCGGACUUAUGGGACAGAUAGUGUAGGUGGGGGGCGGGAUCUAUAUGCAAAGGCUUGGGAGGAGAGGCAGUCGGUGAAUUUCUUACUACCAGGGCUGGAUGCUUUGGAAGCGAAAGAUCCAGCGCAUUAA